UUUAAAUAAGCAUUUCUUUUGAUUAAAUAAAUGCUAUACUGAAGUCAAAGAAACCGCCAAUUUACGGACCGGGCGGCAAGCACGUUAUGCGCUUCGACGUUCAAAUAUUGUCCUGUUUUGUCUCGCUUCACGCUCGUCUUUUUCGAUUUCUCGUCCACUACGGGUACAGGUACAGGUAACAACGUGAAUGAUAAAUUGUGAAAAGUACAAUGGAUGAUCAAAUAAAAACAUUUUUAGAAAGUACGGGAUUAGGAAGCUACUCGGAUAUUUUCAUAUGUAAGUACAUUGCAAAUUCCAAUCGUUUGAAGCUGUGUGAGAGUCAAAUGUUCUGUAGUCGCAUCGCCACGGGUUCCUCACGACGAUCCUCGCAGGCCGCUGCGGUGGUCGCGUGAUCAGGGAUCGCACGUGAAGAUUCCGUGAAUAUGUAGACUCGCGCUCACGAACUUUUUUUGACGAGGAUCGGGUUGGCUAAUCUGCGAGCCGAGGCAGUGGCACUUUUCGUUCCAGAUGAGCACAUCCUCAGCUUCAACGUAUUGUAAUAUCAUUACAAAAAACAAAAUCGAAAUUAAUCAAAUAGAAGAAAUUACUGCAGAUAUUCUUCCUUUAUUCAUUGCUCCAAUCGGUGAUCAAUUACGGUACAAGAAGGCUGUCGAAACUUACAAAGGAAAGGUUUCAGUUGAAAGUAGUGAACAAACGACUCCUAAAGGUGACUGCAUAAUUGAAGUUAUUAGUAAAGCAGACUGGAAAAAUGUAUAUGCUUUGAAAGAAGAGGAUGAGAAUCUUGUUAACGAUGAAGUGUUAGCUAUAAAGAACACGAGUGAAGAAAGUGCAUAACCAUUUCUUAAAAAAAUCAAGCUCGACAGUUCGAGUUUACCUUCGACAUCAUCAAAAAUAGAAAACAAUACAACUUCAAAGGUCGUCAAACUAAAUUCUAAAGAAAUAACUUAAUUUUCUCCUAUAUUUUUACAUUUCUUUACAUUCAACUCUAAAACUAUAAGAGUUCUUACACAAUAUAUAGCAUAAUAAACCAAAAUUUUAUUUCAUGGUGCACUAUUGGCGCAUUAUUCAUGACAAUGGUCCUCUACAUAACUUUUGGUGCAUGAGAUUCGAAGGAAAGCACGCACUAGGGUUACAAGCAGCUCGAAAUUCCGCGAGUCGAAUAAAUUUAACUCAAACCAUUGCAAUCGAUUACCAGUUACAUUUAACAUACAGACUAUCGAAUAAUGAAAUCUUAAAUAGCAUAAUAAAGGACCUCGGGCUACCGGUAUAAUUUGUCAAGUUGAUGAAAAGUUCAUCCCAGUUAAAUGGAUCGAUUAUAACAGGCGAUUAUAUAAAA
Messenger RNA from Harpegnathos saltator (Jerdon's jumping ant), 1336 nucleotides. RefSeq lists its product as uncharacterized. The record is from RefSeq and is a predicted model, not a curated record. The transcript has 2 exons. The coding region runs from base 508 to 834 and encodes 108 amino acids. NCBI's taxonomy places the organism in Eukaryota, Metazoa, Arthropoda, Insecta, Hymenoptera, Formicidae.